AUGCUGCACCUUGCGGAAGCGUGUAGAGGCAGACGUCUCGCCCCGAUGCCGAGCUUCGCCUGCAAACGUGUCGUCUUCCGCCCCCCACGAAGAGGAGGAGCUGGCAGGUGGGGCUUUCUGCGGCAGACGGCCAUUGUUUUUCUUUGCUCUCCGCCCCCCAGCGGAGAGGAGAGGAGCGGGGCGUGUGACUGUACGCGAGACUCGGUCGUUGUCUUCUCCCUCCUGGCAAGAGAGGGGGAUGCCGGCGUUGGAAUGCCUUUUUUUUCUUUGUUUUGUCUUGUUUUCAUUCUCCUUCCUUUUUUCUUCGUUUGCCACAUCCAGCUUGGGCCCGCGCAGCGGCGGUGCCGAGCUGCUUUUUAUUUGCUUGCCACACUCGUCCCUGCCUGCCUGCGGGCGGGGGAGAAACAGGGCGAGGAGGGCGCCACGGGCAUUUGUGUUAUAUUUUUUGUGCACCUGCAUCUUCUGCCCUCCGUGGAUUCCUCGCCCUCCUUCUCCCGCCUUUUUGUUUUCUUCUUACUGCGGGGGCUGCUGCGUGGCCUCGCAGUGCCGCAAUGA
Trypanosoma conorhini is the source of this 555-nucleotide messenger RNA. RefSeq lists its product as uncharacterized. NCBI's taxonomy places the organism in Eukaryota, Euglenozoa, Kinetoplastea, Trypanosomatida, Trypanosomatidae. The transcript has a single exon. Bases 1 to 555 code for a protein of 184 amino acids. The record is from RefSeq and is a predicted model, not a curated record.